GCGCCGCUCCCGCCCCGCGCCGCCACCACCGCCGCGCCGAGUCCUUUUGUCCAAGAUGGCGGCGCCGGGGGCGCUGCCUCCAGGGCCGCCGCCGCCGCCGCCGCUGUGACGGGCCCGCGGGCCGCCCGCUCGCCGCGCUGGUGCCAUGAAGCGGCAGAGCGAGCGAGACUCCAGCCCGAGCGGGCGUGGCUCGUCGUCAUCGGCAAAGCGGCCACGGGAGCGCGAAAGGGAGGCGGAGGCGGGCGGGCGGCGAGCGGUGCAUAAGGCCUCCGGCGGCGCCAAACAUCCAGUUCCAGCGCGGGCCCGCGACAAGCCCCGUGGUAGCGGGGGCGGCGGCGGAGGACAUCGCGACGGCCGCGGCGCCGGGGACGCCAAUCACCGUGUAAGCAGCGGACGCUCGUCGGGCUCCGGAGCCGGCGGCGGAGGACGCGGCGGCAAGGCCUCGGGGGACCCGGGCGCCUCAGGCGCAUCGCCCCGGGCCUCUCCGCUGCCGCCACCGCCCCCGCCGCCCGGGGCCGAACCUGCGGGUCCUGGCUCUGCAGGCGUGCCGGAGUACAAGACGCUGCUCAUCAGCAGCCUGAGUCCCGCGCUGCCCGCCGAGCACCUCGAGGACCGGCUGUUCCAUCAGUUCAAGCGCUUCGGCGAGAUCAGUCUGCGCCUGUCGCACACGCCGGAGCUGGGGCGCGUGGCCUACGUGAACUUCCGGCACCCGCAGGACGCGCGUGAGGCCCGCCAGCACGCCCUGGCCCGCCAGCUGCUGCUGUAUGACCGUCCGCUCAAGGUGGAGCCGGUGUACCUGCGCGGCGGCGGUGGCGGGAGCAGCCGGAGAAGCAGCAGCAGCAGCGCCGCCGCCACCACGCCGCCCCCGGGGCCUCCUGCGCCAGCAGACCCGCUCGGCUACCUGCCGCUGCACGGAGGGUACCAGUACAAGCAGCGCUCGCUGUCCCCAGUCGCUGCCCCACCCUUGCGGGAGCCCCGCGCCCGUCACACCGCCGCAGCCUUUGCCCUGGACGCUGCCGCCGCUGCCGCCGCCGUGGGGCUGUCGCGGGAGCGGGCCCUGGACUACUACGGACUGUAUGACGACCGUGGGCGCCCCUAUGGCUACCCGGCCGUGUGCGAAGAGGACCUGAUGCCGGAGGACGAUCAGCGGGCCACUCGAAACCUGUUCAUUGGGAACUUGGACCACAGCGUGUCUGAGGUGGAGUUGCGCCGUGCCUUUGAGAAGUAUGGCAUCAUUGAGGAGGUGGUCAUCAAGAGGCCGGCCCGAGGGCAGGGGGGGGCCUAUGCAUUCCUCAAAUUCCAGAACCUGGACAUGGCCCACAGGGCUAAGGUGGCCAUGUCAGGCCGGGUGAUUGGCAGAAAUCCCAUUAAGAUCGGUUAUGGCAAGGCCAACCCCACCACUCGCCUCUGGGUGGGUGGCCUGGGACCCAACACUUCCCUGGCAGCCCUGGCCCGGGAGUUCGAUCGCUUUGGAAGCAUUCGGACCAUUGACCAUGUCAAAGGAGAUAGCUUUGCCUACAUCCAGUAUGAGAGCUUGGACGCAGCCCAGGCCGCCUGUGCAAAAAUGAGGGGCUUUCCUUUGGGUGGUCCAGACCGCAGGCUCCGGGUAGAUUUUGCCAAAGCGGAAGAGACUCGGUAUCCCCAGCAGUACCAGCCCUCACCCCUCCCUGUGCACUAUGAACUUCUCACAGAUGGAUAUACCCGGCACCGGACCCUGGAUGCAGACUUGCGGGUGCGAGAUAGGACCCCUCCACACCUUCUGUACUCGGACCGAGACAGGACCUUUUUGGAAGGGGACUGGACCAGCCCCAGUAAAAGUUCUGACCGCAGAAACAGCCUGGAGAGUUAUAGUCGUUCAGUGCGUAGCCGGAGUGGUGAGCGCUGGGGAGGGGACGGGGAUAGAGGCAUGCCCAAGCCCUGGGAAGACAGGCGCAAGCGGAGGAGCCUUUCCAGUGACCGUGGGAGGACAACCCACUCUCCAUAUGAGGAACGAAGCAGGACCAAGGGUGGUGGGCAGCAGGCUGACCGCGGCUGUGACCGCACCCCUGAACGCAGCCGCAAGGAGAACCACUCUGGUGAAGGGACCAAGGAGUCAGGCAACUCCCUCAGCAACAGCAGACAUGGGGCUGAGGAGCGCAGCCACCACCACCACCACCACGAAGCUCCAGACUGUUCCCAUGGGAAGAAGGUGAGAGAGAGUGAGCGCAAUCAUCGGACCACUGAGGUUGAGCCCAAGCCUCUCGAAGAGCCAAAACACGAGACCAAAAAGCUGAAGACUCUUUCAGAGUAUGCUCAGACACUGCAGCUGGGUUGGAAUGGGCUUUUAGUGUUGAAAAACAGCUGUUUCCCAACAUCUAUGCACAUCCUAGAGGGGGACCAGGGAGUCAUCAGUGGUCUCCUCAAAGACCAUACUUCGGGAAGCAAGCUGACCCAGCUGAAGAUCGCCCAGCGCCUUCGCCUGGACCAGCCCAAGCUUGACGAGGUCACUCGACGCAUCAAGCAGGGGAGCCCCAAUGGCUACGCCGUGCUCCUGGCCACCCAGGCAGCCCCCAGUGGGCCUGGCACCGAGGUAAUGGCCACAGUGGAGCCAGGCCUGCAGAGAAGGCUUCUCAGGAACCUGGUUUCCUACUUGAAACAGAAGCAGGCUGCUGGGGUGAUCAGCCUGCCAGUAGGGGGGUCUAAGGGCAGAGACCUCACAGGCAUGCUCUACGCCUUCCCGCCCUGCGACUUCUCACAGCAGUACCUCCAGUCAGCGCUGAGGACAUUGGGCAAGCUGGAAGAGGAGCACAUGGUGAUAGUGAUAGUGAGAGACACUGCCUAACCCACACUCAAGCAGUCACUUUUCAAAUCUGCUUCUCUACUUGCUCCCUUGGUUUGAAUUCUCUGCUGGAUUAAUUUGGUUCAAUCUAAAUUCUUAGAUGGUGGGGGAUUUUUUUUUUUUUUUAACGAAAAGAACCCGUUAUGUUGACUUCUCUAGUGUAUGAGAUACUGUCUGCUGUAUUCUGUAUUUUUUUAUUUUUUGACUAACUGUAUGGCAAGUUGUCAGUAAAGCCUUUGUCAGGAUGGAUUUCUAA
Cavia porcellus (domestic guinea pig) is the source of this 3074-nucleotide messenger RNA. It is a transcript of the gene Rbm15b, whose product is annotated as RNA binding motif protein 15B. The transcript has a single exon. The coding region runs from base 146 to 2821 and encodes 891 amino acids. Gene Ontology annotation, molecular function: mRNA binding. Gene Ontology annotation, biological process: regulation of alternative mRNA splicing, via spliceosome. The record is from RefSeq and is a predicted model, not a curated record. Gene Ontology annotation, cellular component: nucleus. Lineage: Eukaryota; Metazoa; Chordata; Mammalia; Rodentia; Caviidae.